GCGCGCCCCGCCGCGCGCCCGCCCGUCGGGGCCUGUGCGCUGCGGCGCGUGCGCGAGCGGUGCAGCACCGGCCGCGGGAGCAGGGAGUAUUAUGGGCUGUGGGUGCUGCUGAGCAAGAUGGAGCUGUCUGCAGUGGGCGAGCGGGUCUUCGCGGCCGAAUCCAUCAUCAAACGGCGGAUCCGAAAGGGACGCAUCGAGUACCUGGUGAAAUGGAAGGGGUGGGCUAUCAAGUACAGCACUUGGGAGCCCGAGGAGAACAUCCUGGACUCGCGGCUCAUUGCUGCCUUCGAGCAGAAGGAGAGGGAGCGUGAGCUGUAUGGGCCCAAGAAGAGGGGACCCAAACCCAAAACUUUCCUCCUGAAGGCACGGGCCCAGGCAGAGGCCCUCCGCAUCAGCGACGUGCAUUUCUCCGUCAAGCCGAGCGCCAGUGCCGCCUCGCCCAAGCUCCACUCCAGCGCAGCAGUGCACCGGCUCAAGAAGGACAUCCGCCGCUGCCACCGCAUGUCCCGCCGCCCCCUGCCCCGUCCGGACCCCCAGGGUGGCAGCCCUGGCCUACGCCCACCCAUCUCGCCUUUCUCUGAGACAGUACGCAUCAUCAAUCGUAAGGUAAAGCCUCGGGAGCCCAAGCGGAACCGUAUCAUCCUGAACCUGAAGGUGAUCGACAAGGGUACGGGCGGAGGGGGUGCUGGGCAGGGGGCCGGGAGCCUCGCCCGCCCCAAAGUCCCCUCGAGGAACCGCGUCAUCGGCAAGAGCAAGAAGUUCAGCGAGAGCAUCCUGCGCACCCAGAUCCGCCACAUGAAGUUUGGCACCUUCGCGCUGUACAACAAGCCCCCGCCCAGCCCUCUGCCAUCCCCAGCAGCCAGCAAGGCUGAUGCCACUGCCUCCCCGGGCCCAGGGCUGCUCCUGGCCGCCCCCGCUGCCCCCUAUGACGCCCGCAGCUCCAGCUCCUCUGGCUGCCCCUCACCAGCACCACAGUCCUCCUCUGACCCCGACGAUGUGCCCCCCAAGCUGCUCCCCGAGACCAUGAGCCCACCUGCCCCCGACUGGCGGGAGCCUGAGGUGCUCGAUCUGUCCAUCCCUCCCGAGGCGGCCGCCACAAGCAAGAGGGCACCUCCCGAGGUCGCUGCUGCCACCAGCCAGGCACUUCCCACAGCCCCUGAGCCUGCCAGUGCCUCCUCCGAGCCUGAGGCUGGGGACUGGCGCCCUGAGAUGUCACCCUGCUCCAAUGUGGUGGUCACCGAUGUCACCAGCAACCUCCUGACAGUCACUAUCAAGGAAUUCUGCAACCCUGAGGAUUUCGAGAAGGUGGCUGCUGGGGUAGCAGGUGCUGCAGGGGCUGGUGGCAGCAGUGGGGUGAGCAAGUGAGGGGGCUCCACCAAGGAGGGGGGCUUUGGGGGGGCCCUCCUGCCCAAAGUCAUACUCUUGCUCCCACCCCCACCCCCACCCUCAGACACCUCUGCCUGUGCUUUGCUUUUUUCAAAUGGCUCGGUGUCGACCCCGGGAUGGGGCUGGGCAGCUGGAGCCCCCUGAAGCCCAGUGGGAGGGGCAGUCCCGGAACGGGUUGGCAGGGGGUAGGGCAAGCGCACUGGGAAAUACUCUCUUGUGUCCCAGCUUCCUCCCUGCCUAUGCACAGUAGGGACUGCUGGGAGGCUCCUAGGGAGCCCCAGAACCUGGGGUUCAGCUGCCCCCUCCACAUCCCACACGGUCUUUCCCCAGCUUGCUUCCAGCUCUCACGCACAGCAUCUGACUUCUCGGUGCUACCCCAGCAGCUGUGGGGCCCCUUAGGAGACCCCUUCCAGUGGGGGCACUGUCCUUUCCCUUCCUCCAGAUGGCUGGGCAGGAGGGCAGGAGGGCAAGGCCUGGACAGAGGUCGAGGCCGCCCUCGGCCCCUCCCUCCACAACAGCGAGGUAGGCGGGAGCAGGGCUAGAGGCAUGGGUCUCCCUGCUACUUUCAGAAGAGACCCAAGCAGGUCCCUUAGGCACCAUCCCAUCUCUUUCCCAAGCCCUGUCUUGAAGGUGGGUGGAGUGGCAGGAGCUCCUCACUCUGCCACAGCCUCCCAGCAUCUAGAGGCCCUUCCUGUUUGGACCAAAGGUGCUACAAGCGCCUGCUGUGGAAACUUGGGGCUGUGCAUGUGCAGCUGUGGCCCCUCGGGCAGUUUGUACAUGUAUCCAUGUGUGCACUUCUGGGGGGUAGCAUGGUGGAAGGCAUGGACCUUCCCCUGCCAUCAGCUGGGCCUGAGACCUAAGUCUGAGGAGUGUACUGUGGAGGCCACAGGCCAACCCUUCCGUUCCAGGGGUGCAGGGGGCAUGCACUGCACACCCCAUGCCCUUCUCCUGUGGGCAGUCAGCCCGACUAGUCAGGUCUUCACUGCAGGACAUGGUGCGGCGGGGACUGAGGUAGAGAGGGGAGAUCCCUGGCCCAAGCAUCCCCUUCCUCCCGGGAGUCUGGAGGCAAGGAGGCAGCCUGGAAGCCUUCCUGAGGGUCCUCAGCUUCUCCCACCCCCUUCCUCCUGCUGACUGCAGAGGUGUCCUCACAGCCCAGCCCGCUUGGCGCAGCAGGAGGCCUGUGCCACCCUGGGCAGCUUCUCUCUCUCUGUGUUGCCAAGGGAGCCAAGGUAUCCAUGCCAGUGGCAGAGACCAAAGCCCCAGUUUUAGUCCAGGCACUGGGCAGGUAGGCAGGCCAAAGCAGGGCACCAAAGAGGGGCCUGUGUUCUUCAGGAGAGUGAGGGUGGCAGGCCCAGGGGCCUGGUGCGUGGGGGAGGCAGCCCCACUGGUCAGCCCUGGACUCUGUUGGGCCUACUUUGGCGUGAAUGGCGUGUCUCUGUGGCUCGAGGUCACUUUUCCCAGGUGUGGGCAGCGGUAGUUGUCUCAGCGCAGAAGCAGCAUGACGAAAGGUAGGAGGCGGCAGAGGGAAUCCUGAUUGGUAAUAGUGUCUUUGUCUUAAGUGUGGGAGGACUCCUGCUUCUGAGCCUCCCUGCCCAGGGCUGUGGCGUGGCCCCUGCCCCUCCCUCCCUGCUCCAGGCUGUAGAACGAGGGCCCUUGCAGGGCUUGCGGGCUGGCACUCCUGGACCCCUCCCCACCCUGCCCUUUGUGUUGGCUCUGUGGCCGUCCAAGUGCCAAUUGGCUUCCCCCCAAAUAAGGGCUGGUAUUUCUCCUCUCCUUAGAGGUGAUUUCCCCCCUGACUCCACACCCCAGGUGAGUGACCACCUGGGUGCCAAUUACAGGUGUUUCCAGAGACCAUAGAAAUGUGUUUUCCUGAGAGUCUGUGUCAUUCGUGACUUUUUUUGUAAAGAAGUUGUGUUUUCAGAGGUGAUUUUAUGACAGGAAACUGAAAGAAUUAGUUUUGCAAAAAAAAAAAAAAAGGAAAAAAAAGAAAAAAGAAAUAGAAAAAAAUACUGUGGGAUUCCUAUGGGGUGGGGUGGGGGGGAGAAAGAGAUAUUUAAAGAAAAACUAGUAACGCAGUGAUUGCACAGGUGAGGUGGCAAUGUUAGGACAGGAGAUGGAGUCCUCAGCCCGGCUGGCGGGUGCCCGGGGUCAUGCCGACUGCCCUCCCUCCUGUCCUGGGCCCAGACUCCACACCUGUCCUUGCUCAAAGGGGAAGAUGACAGCUUUUCCCAAAGGAACUAGCCAGAAGCUGCAGGGGCCAGGCAAACGGAGCUGGGGCGUGGGGAGGUGGGGGUCGUUGCUGAGACCCGUCAUUGGUAACUUUGUCCAGAAGGCUGGGGAGUAGGUACAGGUGGUUUUGUUGCUCUCUUCCGUUCCUUUGCCGGCUUGUUGGACCAUUUGGUUCCUGUCACCGCCACCCCAUGGGGGCAUCUCCAUCCCCAUUCCCCCAGAGACCGUGAUACCCCUGAGCUUCCUUGGCUAGACAGGGAGGGCAUGCAGGCCUCAGGAAGACAGGAGCUGUGAGCUCCGGGAGAGUCUUAGGUGGCACCCCUAAGGGGUGGUGGGGUGUCACCACGGGGAGGAGGGAAUGCCUGCCUCUCUCUGCCGUGGGCAGGCUGCUGCCCCUGGUCCUCAGCCAUGCAGCCCCACCUCGGCGCAUGCAGAGCCCUGCGGUGCUGGGGCCUGAGUGGGCUCAGGGUCAAGAGCAGGCAGAACCCUCCUUUGCCUCUCUCCCAGGGUGGCUCUGAGCAGGGGCCCACGAGCCCCCACACAACUCGCUUCCACGGUCAGCCUCUCACGGGCCCUUCCCCCUGCUGCUUCUCCAUUUGCCUCAUCACCACGCAGAAGUGCAGUCUGGUUUGCUUUAUUUUUAUAUGUGUAAUACUCUGCAAAGCCUUGAUCUCCAUGUCUAAUAAUGGUUAGGGCACCAGUGAUCUCCCCUUCAGUGCCACCCCUUCCCUACCCAUGUGUCAUAGGGAGCAGUGAGAUCUGGUGUCUGGUUUGAGAUGGGAAGUUGGGACCUAUCACUGCCUCAUUCCCCUUCCUGACCCUCAUUUUGCCUUUCUGUGAAAUGGGUGCAUUGGGCGGCCAGGCCUCUUCGUAAAGCUCUGCUGGUGUCCAGGCAGCUGCUGAGGAGUGUCUGGCUGGGGCCGCAGGCACUGGGGCCUCCAGCCUCCCACAGCCCCCUUUCAUUCACGCCUUGCAAAGGGGCGAGGGUCAAAAUGAGCUCCAUGCUUGCUCUGUUCUGGGAGGAGGUGACCUAGUCCCCACCUCAGUGUGAGGUGGGGCAGAGCAGGAGGCGUCACCCCUUUCAACAGACGAGGAGAUGGGCUCCGAGGGGCAAAGCUGCUUCGCUGGGGUGAAGCGCCCAGCCUUGCUGGCAUUUUGGGAAAAGCCCCUUUCAAAGGUGGGACCCAGGCCCUGGCACCACGGAAAGCCUGUGGGCCACCCCCAAGCCAGGCGGCCCUGAGCGAGGGGUCAGCCCAGAGGAGGAAACUUAGCUCGGGAGCUGGGCUGCCAGCAGCCUUUUCAGCCUCUGGGGACCCGUGUAGACUCACCGCCUUCCCCACUUCUUCGAGUUUUCUUGUUUUUUCUUUGUUUUGGGGGGUUUUUUGCACUUGGCCCUGGCCCAGCCGGACAGCGGAGCCCUGCCCAGUCAGUCCCACUUUCGGGCUCCCGUGCACUAGCCCAAGGCAUCUUCUUGGGGGCUUGUAUGGUUUAAGGAAUCACUUUUAAAAGGUAAGGAAAGUGUUUUAAAGGUUUUGUUUUUUCUUUAUCUGCAUCUCCUCUCAGAUCCAGAAAACCUACAAAUAGGGGCUAAAACUCCAGGAGAGGGUCUCCCCAGCCUGAGCCCAUCAAUAGGGGGACAGGCUGGGUGGGGACUGAGGACCCCAUCUUCCAGGCCUGUGGGGUCCUGCCCUGCCUUAAAGGAGUGAGCACCCCACUCCAACAGUGAGUGGGUGCCCUUUGGCUAGGCAAAGGGGGGACCGGUGGUCUAAUAAGGGACCCCCCUACAAGAGGCCACGGUACAAGGAACGAGGUCUGGGCUUACUCCUGCUGUAGGGUGGAGUGGAGAUGGAGACGUCUUUCUGUUGGUUUUAAUUUAAAAACACAAAGGCCUAAAGAAAUGUAUCUUAUAAUUUUUUUUUAAUUUUUGAGAAGUUCAUUUAAUGAAUUGUGCACGAAUGAAUUCUAUAUAUAUAAAAUAUACGUAUAUAGCUCUAUAUUUGGGGAGGGACGCUGUCUCCUUUUUCUCUUUCUCAUUUUAAAAAUGAAGUGUCGUUGCCUUUGUCCGUGGUUCAACCGUCCAGCUCCCAGCUGGCUAAACGUUUUGCCUCCAGUGCUUAAAGACAGGAGGCUGGUAGGGUUGGCAGGAGACCGGAAGCAGAGGCGCCGCCCCUGCGUGGGGCGGGUCUCCCAGGCCCCUAGCUGCUCUCGCAGAGGUUGCAGGUGGAGAUGGCGGCUUAUCUGGGUGUGGGUUUGGUUCUGUUCUGGGUUUGGUUGUUUCUGGGCUGGGGGAGGGGGGUUUGUGCCGGUUACUCUUGUCUUGUUCGUUUUGUUCUGCUGCUCUUCAAUAUUGUAUCAAUGCCAGGAAGUGGGGGUGAAAAGCUGCUUUCACCCCCCAAAUAAAUUGUCACAUUCCGGAGCUAA
Molecule: messenger RNA, 6036 nt
Organism: Manis javanica (Malayan pangolin)
Lineage: Eukaryota; Metazoa; Chordata; Mammalia; Pholidota; Manidae
Gene: CBX6
Product: chromobox 6
Biological process (GO): negative regulation of transcription by RNA polymerase II
Cellular component (GO): PRC1 complex; chromatin
Molecular function (GO): chromatin binding
Source: RefSeq, a predicted model, not a curated record